AUGUCCGACGGCUCUGACGCAACAAACGUCAUGUUGUUCGGACAGGAGGAGAGUUUACAUCAGCAGGUUCUUGCCUCCUUCCCUCUGUGUGACAUGACCAAGGAAGAUUUGACCCAGAACCCACAGUUCUGCAAACUGCUGGCUGCUCUGACUCAACAUGUGGACAAAACUGGACUCACUGUCCCUCUGAAAACAGAGCUGGAGAAGGUAGAGCAGAAGCUACAGAACCAGAAGCGCCAGUGGCUUCGCUCUGAGAGCCUCUACAGAGGACUGCAGGAGAUGAUCCAGGACCACUGUGUCAGGAAGCACCAAGCCACUGACCCCCCUGAUCAGAACACGUUUUAUGAAACGUUGCAGAGGUGUCUGCUGGUGGCUAAGGGUGUCAGACAGUUGGAUCCCAGCAGCACCACAAACCAGGACCAGCCUCUUGUACUGGGCCUGACCCCCCAACAGGUGAUGGAGCUGAUGCCUGCCAAGACGAAUGUGCAGAGAAUGAAGCCGGUUCUGCUUGGACAGCUGGAGAAACAUCUGAAGGAGAAGUGUCUGAGCCUCCUCUCUUACUAUCAGCCUGAAUGGGAGAAGGAGAGCGAGAGUCUGAAGACCAACAAGCUGCUUCAUGUUUCAGUGCAGCUGGGUAAAGAGAAGAAGGAAGCUGAAACCCUGAAGGAGACGUGUCGAGAAAACACAGUCCUCCUGCAACGACAGACGCAGCUCUAUCUCUCUGAGCUGAUUAAGUGCAUUCAUCUUCUUCAGUCUGUCAUCUUGGACCACAAGCUGAAGGUCCAAACAGAUCUGGACAGGAAGAAAUUGGAUUACUUUGAAGGCAAAUGUGAAUUAGUCUUACAGAAGAUAAAAACUGAGAUGGUGAAACUUCAGCUGGACACGUACACCACUGACACAAUUUCUGCUCACAGAAAAAUAAGGGAGAAGUUGGAGUUGGAGCUGAAGUCCAGUAAAGAGGAACAGCAGGCUGCCGAGGUGAAACUAUCGUCCUUUAAGAUUCUGGGCGGAGAGUUUGAGGUUCUGGCCAACGAGUACUGUAGGUUACGGCAGGAGAUCGACAUCAGGAAGUGGGCUUUGAAGGAACUGAGCCACUACAAGAAGAAGUAA
This is a messenger RNA of Nematolebias whitei (Rio pearlfish), 1110 nucleotides long. It is a transcript of the gene haus4, whose product is annotated as HAUS augmin-like complex, subunit 4. NCBI's taxonomy places the organism in Eukaryota, Metazoa, Chordata, Actinopteri, Cyprinodontiformes, Rivulidae. The record is from RefSeq and is a predicted model, not a curated record. Gene Ontology annotation, molecular function: microtubule minus-end binding. Gene Ontology annotation, biological process: centrosome cycle; spindle assembly. Gene Ontology annotation, cellular component: HAUS complex. Bases 1 to 1110 code for a protein of 369 amino acids. The transcript is spliced from 9 exons.